AUGCGGAACUGUAGUUACUAGUACUAUCGAUAUGCCGGAAUGUUUUGAGGUUGCGCAGAUUAUCAGUGUAGUUUCAGGCAGCAUGAAGAAGGAGCAGGUUGUAAACUGUCAGUUUUCUGUUUGGUAUCCUCUAUUCAAGAAACACACUAUUAAGAGCUUGAUUCUGCCUAUACCUCAAAAUGUAAUCGAUUACUUAUUAGAUGACGGGACACUUGUGGUUUCUGGCAGUGAGAACAACAAUUUGCAAACGCAGGCCGCCAAUAACAGUGACUCGGAUGAGGAGGACAUUCAGUGGACUGACGAUGAAACUACAACAACAGUUACGGCCCCAGAAUUCCCAGAGUUCAAUGUAAAGGUGCAGGAGGCAAUAAAUGUUCUGGGCGGAUGCGUCUUCCCAAAACUGAACUGGAGCGCCCCACGGGAUGCUAACUGGAUUGCCCUGAACAGUUCCUUGCAGUGUCAGAGUCUAAGCGACAUCUUCCUCCUUUUCAAAAGUUCAGAUUUCAUCACGCAUGACCUCACACAGCCAUUUCUCCAUUGUAGUGAUGAUUCUCCAGACCCAGCCAUAAACUAUGAGUUGGUGUUGAGAAAAUGGAGCGAGCUCAUUCCAGGAGGAGAAUUCCGUUGCUUUGUGAAAGAGAAUAAACUAAUUGCGAUCUGUCAGAGAGAUUACACACAACAUUAUCAGCACAUCGCCAAACAAGAGGCCAGCAUCUCUUCCUCUAUACUGCAGUUCUUCAGAGACCACAUCCAAUACCAGUUCCCAGAUGAGGACUUUGUCCUGGAUGUUUACAGAGACAGCUCAGGACGCGUGUGGUUGAUUGACUUCAACCCGUUUGGUGAAGUCACAGACUCUUUGCUUUUCACAUGGGAGGAGCUAACAUCUGGCAAAAAUCUCACAGCCAAUCAGACGCAAGAGGACACAACACAGCAGGACGGUCCUGCAUUUCGACAAACCACCAGUGAGGUCACGGUGCAGCCCAGCCCAUGUCUGUCCUACAGAAUCCCACGAGACUUCAUGGACCUGACCACAGGGGAAGAUGCCUAUAAACUCAUUGAUUUUCUUAAGCUGAAGAGGGGUCAGCAGGAGGAGGAGGAGUCUGAUGCAGAAGGGGAGGGGCCUCUGUAGUAAACCGGAGGAGCUGGGUGUCAGUGCUGCCUUCCUGCAGUUUACUUCCAACUCUGCUUGAAUAGACCUGUCUGUAUUUUUCAAGUGAACUGGAAGAUUUUGAUUGGCUACUUCAGGCUUUAGAUUAAAUUGAGGUACCAGACUUUGUAGGAAGGUCUCAUUACUGUAUAUAAUGUGAUGGGUGCUGACCUGGGAAGUCCACGUCAAAUGUUUAACAGACUUAUACACGCUUCUGUAUCGCAGAAGACAUUUUUAUGCUUUCUAUCUGCAAUAGUGCUCACACACAUUACAAAUUCAAAGUGCAAUAGUUUUAAAACUGUUAUGAAGUAAUAAUAAAAAAUUUAUAAUAAUUAAAAAAGCUUCUGUGUUCAUGAUAUGUUGCAAUUUACAAAUUGACCAAACUGGAUUUUUGUUGUAGACUGACUUUUUUUUUUUUUUUUUUUUUUUUUUUUUUUGGGGGGGGGGCAUCCAUGUGGGGGCGCUAAAUACCAAAUAACUGGUGUGCAAGAAUAAGCUGUAAUUGCAAAGUAACUUUUGGUUUAUGUAUAUUUUAAGUUGUCCCUGUUACAGUGUAUUUAUACAUUUAAGUGCUGAGUAGUAUUACUUAACAACAUGUACUUACUAUAGGGUUAUGGUUUGGUUUGGUUUAGGGUUAGUUGCAUGUAAUCAUGCAUAAUAUACUGUUAUGACUACAGUAAGUACAUGCAACAUAUGUAAGGGCACUGUAAAAUAAAGUGUUUCCAGGCCAUGAAAACUCAUGAAAUGUAAUAAAACUUUACAAUGGCAUGGACA
Megalobrama amblycephala (Wuchang bream) is the source of this 1921-nucleotide messenger RNA. It is a transcript of the gene cdc123, whose product is annotated as cell division cycle 123 homolog (S. cerevisiae). The coding region runs from base 32 to 1129 and encodes 365 amino acids. Gene Ontology annotation, cellular component: cytoplasm. NCBI's taxonomy places the organism in Eukaryota, Metazoa, Chordata, Actinopteri, Cypriniformes, Xenocyprididae. The record is from RefSeq and is a predicted model, not a curated record. The transcript has 13 exons.